AUGGAUAUCAUCGUCUCAUUUUCCUUGCCGCGCCGCACCAACUUCGUUUGCGGCUUCGUCAAGUCUUCACCGAUGAACUCCGUCAACCAUCAGGCAAGUACCGUUGAUGGUGAUGUCCCCGAGGUUGACUCCCGGAGGACUGCUUUCACUCAGAUCUGGAGCUCGAACCCAAGGCCCUCUAGCGUCGGAAUUCUCAAUCUCUGUUCGUCGUCGUCUUUGUCCAUGGUCAUGGCCGCCACUGCUCGGACCGUAGAGGAGAUCUUCAAAGAUUACACUGCUCGAAGAGCCGGCCUUGUUCGUGCCUUAACUGAUGAUUCGGAUGAAUUCUACGCACAGUGCGAUCCAGAAAAGGAGAACCUGUGUCUGUAUGGACAUCCAAACGAGAGGUGGGAGGUAACACUACCGGCGGAUGAAGUGCCACCGGAGCUACCUGAACCUGUUCUUGGUAUCAAUUUUGCUAGAGAUGGCAUGACCCGCAAGGACUGGCUUUCCCUCAUUGCUGUUCACGGUGAUUCUUGGUUGCUCUCUGUGGCUUUCUACCUCGGAGCUCGUCUUAAUAGGAACGACAGGAAACGACUUUUCAGCAUGAUCAAUGAUCUCCCUACUGUCUUUGAAGUUGUAACAGACAGGAAGCCCAGAGAAAAGCCCAGUAUCGAUAGUGGAAGCAAAUCUCGAGGCAGCACUAAGAGAUCUAGCGACGGGCAAGUGAGAAGCAACCCCAAACAUGAAAACUACCAUGUUGAUGAAGAUGAACACAUGGAUACACUUUGCGGAAGCUGUGGUGGAAACUACAACGCUGAUGAAUUCUGGAUCGGCUGUGACAUCUGCGAGAGAUGGUUCCAUGGCAAACGAAAUACCGCUGAAUGCAAAGCAAAUCAGCCCUCAUUUCUGGAAGAAGACAAAGAUGAGAGGUGGGGACAGUUGAUCAUGAGCUGUACAAUACGAAUGGCGGGAUGA
Messenger RNA from Linum tenue, 957 nucleotides. The record is from the annotation of a GenBank genome assembly. NCBI's taxonomy places the organism in Eukaryota, Viridiplantae, Streptophyta, Magnoliopsida, Malpighiales, Linaceae.